AUGCUUUCAAUAGAAAAAGAAAAUUCAAGAGUUGCUACAACUAAACCAUUAGAUGAACUUUUUACGAAUGUCGGUCAAAAAAUAAACGAUAUCUAUAUCGAAUAUGCAAACCAGUUUAACAUUGACGAAGGAGAGUACCAUCUCGAUAUUGUUUAUGACAGGAAAAAUGCAACUGUUAAAAUCGAUAGAAUAGAAGACCUUGGAGAAAACGUUUAUAUUUCUACAAAAUAUAACAACUUGGCAUGGUAUAGAUUUUUGAGGAUGUUAAAUCAGC
Messenger RNA from Trichomonas vaginalis G3, 274 nucleotides. RefSeq lists its product as uncharacterized. The annotation marks the transcript as partial. The record is from RefSeq and is a predicted model, not a curated record. The transcript has a single exon. Lineage: Eukaryota; Parabasalia; Trichomonadida; Trichomonadidae.